Messenger RNA from Seriola aureovittata, 9658 nucleotides. It is a transcript of the gene cul9, whose product is annotated as cullin-9. Gene Ontology annotation, molecular function: zinc ion binding. The transcript is spliced from 44 exons. The coding region runs from base 45 to 8117 and encodes 2690 amino acids. Lineage: Eukaryota; Metazoa; Chordata; Actinopteri; Carangiformes; Carangidae. The record is from RefSeq and is a predicted model, not a curated record.
GAAGAAGAAGUCGCUCGUGAUGCUGUUCCUGUCACUGUGCGCAAAUGCGCAUCCAACAGCACGGACCUCCGGUGGAUAACGAGAAAACAAACACGAGCAGGCUGGGAAACGACACGUUAGGGCGGAAGAGAAAACAGCGCUUGAGGGGGAAGACAGUAACCAAGGGGAAAGUCUGUGACACGGCAGCAACCAUGGUGGGCGAACGCCGCAAUGGGAACCUGCUGGUCCAGCUCGGCCCGCGGUUGCAGGCGUAUCCCGAGGAGCUGAUCCGCCAGCGCCGCACCCACGACGGCCAGACGGAGUACCUGAUUCGCUGGUGCCUCGUCACCAUCGACGACGGCUCCAGCCCUGGUGGCGGAGCCAGCGAGGCGGGUGGGACCGGCAGCGGCAGCUCCGGGGUGGGGGGGUCCGGCAGCUCCACGUCAGGAGAAAUCAAACCGGAGAACAUCCUGAUGUGGAUGUCGACGGAGGACGUGUACGCCAACUGCCCCACUCUGCUGGGCAAGAGGAAAACGGACUCACAGCGCCCCCUGCAGCCGCAGGAGCUGCAGCAGGACGGCGAUGCGGUAGACGGAGGCCAGAGGAGCGGCGGAGAGUUCCCGGCGGACGUCACCUUCGACGAGGUGGAGCUGUCGGACAUGAAGGAGGACGUGAAGAACCUGGUGCGUCGAGCCCGGAAGCAGAUGGCCAAGAAGAGCGACUUCUCCAUCAGCAUCACACACACCAUCCACGUGCUGAGCGCCUACGCCGGCAUUGGCUCGCUGGUCGGCGUCUUCAAGGAGACCGGCGCCCUCAACCUGCUGAUGGAGCUGCUCUGCAACAAGGAGACGCAGACCAGACGCAGCGCCGGGAAGAUGCUGCGAGCGCUCGCCUCGCAUGACGCAGGAAGUCGAGCCUACGUCCUCCUGUCCCUCAGUCAGCAGGACGGCAUCGAGCAGCACAUGGACUUCGACAACCGCUACACGCUGCUGGAGCUGUUCGCUGAGACCACGUCGUCAGAGGAGCACGGCAUCUCCUUCGAGGGGAUUCACCUGCCGCAGAUUCCUGGGAAGCUGCUCUUCUCUCUGGUCAAGCGUUACCUGUGCGUCACGUCUCUGAUGGACAAACUCAACACAGCGGGGGCGGACUCCAGCUCCGACAGACAGGACGCCAGCCCCUCCCCCGCUUCCACCUCCUCCUCCAGCGCCGCCCACCAGACGGAGCACCUGCGGAUGCAGCGGGAGUUCGACUUCACCAUGGCGAUGGCCAACCUGAUCUCGGAGCUGGUCCGGGUGAUGGGCUGGGACCGGAACCGCCAGCCCCCCGCCGGCUCCGCCCACCACCCCGGAGGAGGCGGGUUCUGCGGGGAGGAGCAGGUGGAGGAGGCGUCCCGUCCCGUCCUGAGGUCCAUCUUCCAGCCUCGAUUCUGCGCCUCCCCCAUCGUCCUCCCGGUCAACUCCGUCGUCGCGGCACCUGCAGCCACACCACCGAAGAAGAAGACGGGAAACGGAUUCAAAACACGCUCCGACUUCGCCAGCCGCUCCGCCUACGUGGAGUACGUUCAGGACAACCUGAAGAGCGGCAUGAUGGUCCGCAUGCUGGAGGACUACGAGGAGGUGAGCGCCGGCGACGAAGGAGAGUUUCGCUACAGCAACGACGGCUCGCCACCUGUUCAGGUGUACUGGAACUCCCUGUCCAGGACCUACUGGGUCCACUGGCACAUGGUGGAGAUCCUGGGCAGCGGCAGCAGCAGCCAGGCGGAGAAGGAGACGCAGGAGAAAGCCUCGUCUCUCACAGAGACCCUCAAACUCACCGCAGGUAACACGGCUCACCUGUCUGCGCACCUGUCUGGAAGAGUUUCUCCUCCUACUACUUCCUCCUCCUCCUCUCGUCCCCCAGUGAGUCAGACGUUCUUCUCCAAGCCCCCCGGCGGUCUCUACUCGCUGCCCUACCUGUCGGAGGGUCUGCAGGCGGAGCCGGCGGCGCUGAGCAGAGCGGAGUGGUGGGAGAUCCUCUUCUUCAUCAAGAAGCUGGAGCCCAAACAGCAGCAGGAGGUGAACGGCGUCCUGCUGCAGAGCCUCGACGACCAGGACGGUGAGCUGGACGACUCGUCUCUCAUCAGCCUGUCUGUCCCCGGAGACGUGGCGAAGAAGCUGCUGCACUACCUGAAGCAGAAGCUGCCGUCGUCGUGUCUCAGCGACCUCCUCUGCUCCCACGCCUUCUCCAAACACUACCUGAGGAGAGGAGGAGGAUGUCUGGAGGACGAGGAGCUGCUGGCUGAAAGCUCUCUGGGCUCCUCUGGUUUGGGAGGAGGAGGAGCAGGAGGAGGAGGCAGCGCACAGAGCUCCUCGUCUUCAUCGGCGGCCUCGGCCUCCUCUUCCUCAGCGAUGGCCUCCGUCUCCAAGAAAGCAAAGAAGGAGAUUUCUUCAGAUUCAGGAAUCAGCAGCUCGGAGACGGAGAGCGAGCUGCCGACAGAGGACGACAGCAAAUACCCCGACGACCUGGAGGACAAGAUGAAAGUGUUCAACAACCCGCGGGUCCAGGGGAAGAAGACGGCGCUGGAGAAGCUGGGCGAGGUCGUGGACAUCCUGAAGAAGGGGGGGGGGGGCUCGGACCAGGCCCAGCAGCUGGCCGGUGUCCUCUUCAUCACCAGGCUGCUGGAGGAGAAGGGGUCCCAGGAGAAGAACUCCAUGAGGAGCGACUCCGCCCAGACCAUACGGGACAAGGUGCUGAAGCUGCUGGUGGAGCUGCUGGGCUCGUCCUCUAAAGACGUGGUCAUCAGCUCGCUCAGACUCACUCACCUACUCAUGCUCAAAUACGAGUGGAGGGUUUCCUUCGCCACGGAGGGCGGAGUCAAAGCCAUCCUGUCCUGCAUGCAGGAGUUCUCCUCCGUCACACACGUCCAGCAGCUGGCGCUCGCGACUCUGAAGGUCAUCACCGGAGCCAGUAAACACGACCUCCGCAGCGUUGGCAGCAGUCUUCCUCUCUCUGAGUCCGGCACUCAGAUGAUGCUGGAGAUCUUCGCCAGCAUCGGCUCGGCCACGCCCGAAGGCUCCAGAGGCCUGCUGGGAGCCAUCCCUGCCGCCAUCGACCUCAUGCUGAAGACGAAAGGCUGCAUGCUGUCGGUGCGUAACGGCCUGCUCGUCAUCAUCAUGCUCAUCUCCAACCACAAGAGCCUGGCGGAGCAGCUGGUGGCCUGUGACGUCACCGCCGUCCUCAAGAAGUGUCUGGCUCUGUCCCGGGCUGAGACCAUGCUCGCCAUCAUCGCCCUCAACCACAUCUCCAUGGUGCACAAGCUGGAGAGCAAAGAGUGUCACGAGCACCUGGACCUUAAGGACACGGAGCUCCAGAUGUUGGUGGUGAGUCUGAAGGAGCAGACGGCCACUAAAGAGGUGAUCCAGACUCUGGAGCAGCUGCUGUGUGACGACACGUCACAGCUGGAGGAGGAACGCAGCCAGGUGACUCACAGUCGUGACACCUACCAGGAUCUGGUUCGGCUGAUGGAGCAGCACCGAGCCGACCGGGCUGUACAGCUCUCCAUCCUCAGGAUCCUGAACAAGUUCCUGGACAACUACCAGGAGGACAUGCUGCCGUGGCACGAGAGCAUCGAGCCCUGCCUGUCCUCCAUGACGGCCUUCAUCAACGACAGAGAGGUGGUCCAGCAGUUCAUCCGCUUCCUGUACCGGCUGGCGUCUCUGAACAAAGACUACGCCGUGGUGAUGUGUCGCCUGGGGACCAAAGAGGCUCUGGUCAAAGCUCUGGACAAACACAGCACCAACCUGCUGCUGGUCACCGAGCUGCGAGACCUCAUCACCGACUGCGAGAAGUACGCCAGCCUCUACAAGAAGAUGACCACCAGCGUCCUGGCAGGAUGUAUCCAGAUGGUGUUGGGUCAGAUCGAGGAGCAUCGCCGCAGCCAUCAGCCAAUCAACAUCCCCUUCUUCGACGUGUUCCUCCGUAAUCUCUGCCAAGGUUCCAGUGUGGAGCUGAAGGAGGAUAAGUGCUGGGAGAAGGUGGAGGUUUCGUCCAAUCACCAUCGAGCGAACAAGCUGACCGACAAGAACCCCAAAACAUACUGGGAGUCCAACGGCUGCACCGGGUCUCACUUCAUCAACAUCUACAUGCACAAGGGAGUCGUCAUCAGACAGCUGGCCAUCCUGGUGGCCAGUGAGGACUCCAGCUACAUGCCGGCCCGGAUCCUGGUCCUGGGGGGGGACGACCCCACCAACAUCAACACUGAGCUCAACACAGUGAACGUGACUCCGUCGGCCAGUCGUGUGGUUCUGCUGGAGAACAUGACCCGGUUCUGGUCCAUCAUCCAGAUCAGGGUCAAGAGAUGUCAACAGGGUGGUAUUGACACCAGGGUCCAUGGUUUUGAGGUCCUGGGUCCGAAGCCGACAUUCUGGCCCGUGUUCAAGGAGCAGCUGUGCUGUCGGACCUACCUGUUCUACAGCACCAAGGCCCACACCUGGUGUCAGGAGGUGAUGGAGGACAAGACGCAGCUGCUGCAGCUCUUCAACAAACUGAACAGCGCUCUCAGACACGAGCAGAUGUUCGCAGAUCGUUUCCUGCCGGACGCUGAAGCAGCUGAAGCUCUGGGCCGAACCUGCUGGGAGGCUCUGAUCACCCCCAUCGUCCACAGCAUCACACUGUCAGAAUCCUCGGUGUCCAGCCCUCUGUCGUGGCUGCUCAGUGAGUACCUAGAUAACGCCGAGUCGGCUCGACGCUGUAAGAGCCGGGCGGCCAUCUUUAACUCCAGAGUGAGACGCCUCACACACCUGCUGGUCCACGUGGACACGAGCCGACCGGACAGCGAGGAGCUGAAGCCGCCCGUCAAAUCAAAAGGUCUCAACAGGAGCAAAGAGUUGAAGAACGGGAAAGAGGGUAAAAACAAAGACAACGCCGCAGCUUCGUCGUCUUCUACUUCCUCUGCCAAGCCCAAGGUGAAGAGCAGCAGCAGCAUCGCAGGCAUCGCCCUCUGUUGGCAGGGGGUGGUACAGCGGCAGGUGAAGAAGUUCCUGGAGUCCAGCUGCAGUCUGCCGGACUUCGUGGAGCGUUACCGGACCCUGUACCUGCGGCUGAAGAACGCCAUGGAGGAGCUGUUCGGACAGCAGACGGCGUUCGUCCUCGCCCUUCGACACGGCUUCUCUGCUGCUCUGCUGCAGCUCUCCAUCCUCAGAGCCAUGCACGUGAGCGAGCGUUUUGCUCAGUACAUCGAUCAGAUGAUUCAGGUCAGCGGCGCGGCGUCCGGCAGCGUGGAGACUCUGGAGCGGCUGCAGCAGUUUCUGGAGCCGAUGCUCUUCCUGUCGGGCCUCGAGCUCGCCAGCACCUUCGAGCACUUUUACAGGUACUACCUGGGCGACCGGCUGCUGGCUCAGGGGAACGUGUGGUUGGAGAGCGCCGUCAUCGAUCACAUCGGCAGCUGCUUCCCGAGUCGCUUCCCUCAGCAGAUGUUGAAGAACCUGAGCGAGUCGGCCGAGCUGCAGCAGGAGUUUCACCUGUACAGGCUGCAGCAGCUCGACCGCCGCCUGCAGGAGCACGAUCAGAUGAUGGAGGAGGAGUGGACGGACUCAGACGAGGAGGCGGAUGUCCAGGUUCUGGUUCUGUCUCCACGCUGCUGGGCCGUGUCCUCACUUUGUUUCCUCGACGAACCAGCAAAACACUUUCCAUCUGAACUCUGCUCCUACUUGAACCAGUUCACCCAGUUCUACUCUCACAGUCAGUCCAUGUACGGUCUGAGUCACUCGAAGCCUCGGCGGCUGCAGUGGACGUGGCUCGGUCACGCCGAGCUGCAGUUCGGCUACUGGACGCUGCACGUCUCCACGCUGCAGAUGUUCAUCCUGCUGCAGUUCAACAACCAGGAGGAGGUCCAGGUGGACUCUCUGCUGCAGGUGACCGGUCUGUCUGCUGCCGUCCUGCUGCACGCUCUGAUGCCGCUCAUCAGUGAGGGGGGGCCGCUGACCUGCAGCCAGCCAGAUGAUCCCAGCCAAGGUGUGCUGAUGUUGAACCAGCAGGCGGCGUCUCGCAGUCUGGACGGCGUCCCGGCGUCAGUGCAGCUGCUGCCCAGACAGACGUACCUGAACGUGGACGAGGACGCGGCCGGCACACUGGAGAGGAAGAGGAACUACAUCUACUGUCUGAUCGUCCACAUCAUGAAGCAAGAGAAGGAGAUGCACAUCGACAACCUCGUCUUCAAGGUUCUGGACUCGUGUCAGAAACAGGAAGCGUCUCGGUCUCCUGGCGCGGGUCGUUUCAGCUGCAGCACCAGCGACGUGCUCUCCUGCAUCAUGCAUGUCAUCAGCAAAGGCUGCAUCCGCCGCAAUGAGGAGAACCUGCACAUCGUGGAGUUCCUCCCCGAGGACCCGUCCACGCCGCAGAAGGGCCAGGCCCAGUUCUCCUUCAGCCGCUCCGAGAUCAGCAAGGACGCCGCCUCCGACAGCCGCGCCGACAUAAGUCUGGUCGCGGCGCCACGGCGGUUCGAGGACGGGGUUCUGGACGCGGUUCUGUUCUCGAUGGGCCGGACCAUGACGCAGGAGGAGGUCCGUCAGCUGAUGCAGAGGACGGUCCAGCAGGUUUCAGUGACUCUGAGUCUGGACCUGGACCGGGCCGAGCACCUGCUGGUUCACUGUAAGUGGAACGUGGACCUGCUGGUACAGCGCUACACCGACGACUCCGACUCCCUUAUCAUGGCCGCCGGGCUCAAGUGCCGAAACCCUCAGCCGCCGCCGAGCCCCGCCUCCACCUGCCCGGUCUGCCUGGGCCCCCGCAGCCCCGCCCUGGAGUCGGUCCCCUCCCUGAGCUGCAUGCACUACUGCUGCCGGUCGUGCUGGCAGGAGUACCUGACGGCGAGGAUCGAGCAGAACCUGGUGAUGAACUGUGACUGUCCAAUCACAGACUGCCAGGCUCAGCCCACCUCACAGUUCUUCCUCAACAUCCUCACUGAUAAGGACACCAUCGCCAAGUAUGAGAAUGCCUUGCUCAGAGGUUACGUGGAGUGCUGCUCCAACCUGACGUGGUGCACCAACCCUCAGGGCUGCGACCAGAUCCUCUGUAAGGAGAACAUGGGCAGCAUGGGAACCUGCUCCAAGUGCUGCUGGUCCUCGUGCUUCAGCUGCAACUUCCCUGAGGCCCACUACCCAGCCAGCUGCAGCCACAUGUCGCAGUGGAUGGAUGAUGGAGGUUACUAUGAAGGGAUGAGUAUGGAGGCUCAGAGCAAACACCUCGCCAAGCUGAUCUCCAAACGCUGCCCAAGCUGCCAGGCUCAGAUCGAGAAGAACGAAGGCUGUCUGCAUAUGACCUGUGCCAAGUGUAACCACGGUUUCUGCUGGCGGUGUCUGAAACCCUGGAAACCAACACAUAAAGAUUACUACAACUGCUCCGCCAUGGUGAGUAAAGCAGCCCGUCAGGAGAAGAAGUUCCAGGAUUAUAACGAGAGAUGCACCUUCCACCAUCAGGCCAAGGACUUUGCGAUCAACCUGGAGAACAAAGUGUCGUCCAUCAAUGAAGCUCUGCAGAUGAAGUCACUGACCUUCGUCAUCGACGCCUGUAAAGUCCUCGCUCAGGCUCGAAAGGUUCUGGCCUACUCCUGCGUCUACAGCUACUACAACCAGGAGACGGAGAAGAUGGACGUGAUGGAGCAGCAGACGGAGGCGCUGGACCUUCACACCAACGCCCUGCAGAUCCUGCUGGAGGAGACUCUGCUGCAGUGCACCGACCUGGCCUCGUGCGUCCGCCUGCUGAAACCCGAGCACCUGAACACCGGCCUGGAGCUGAUCCGACGCAUCCAGGAGCGCCUGCUGGCCAUCCUGCAGCACUCCACCCAGGACUUCAGGGUGGGUUAUCAGUCCAAGAGCAGCCAGGAACCAGAAUCCACUCAGGCCUCCAACCUGUCCAACCACACCGACGCCAACAAAGUGUCGAAGUCGGACCGAGCGUCGGACUCUGGAGACUCGGACAACAACAACUACACAGGUGAGGAGGGCGGCGAGGAGGCGGAGGACGAGGACGACGAGUACGAUGAAGAGUAUGUCCCCGAGUGGCACGAGGACUACGAUGAGGACGACAUCGACGAGGACGACUUCUUCUCCGACGAUGACGAGUCCGAGAACCUGGAGAGGGACUUCAGCCCCUUCGACUGAGCCGCACGGAAGAACACGAACCUCCCUGAGUCGAAGGAAGAGAGAGAGGACAAGUCGGGCCCCGCCAAGGCCCCGCCCCCUCCUCACCACCAUCCGACGCCACCUGAGAACGUCAGGAACGACGGGAGACGAUCAGAGGGACGUCCUCCUUCACCUGAACCCCCCCACCCCAAACACAGCUGCACUCGCUUUUCCACUUACUGUAUUUUACCUUCUGUAUUUUCAUGAAGUGAGAGUACGGAAGAGGACGAGGGUCAAAAGACAGAAGCGUCAGUUCUGAGUUUGAUCUUUAAAUUCUGAGAAAAAAUGAGACAAAAGUCUUUGUUUAAAUUAUGAGAAUAAACGAGUUAAUUUUGAUCUGAAAGUCAUGAAACGACUUAAUAGUUUUUUUUGCUCACUGUCUGAUCCCAGUCUGAAACCAGUUCAAACCCAGUUUAAACCCAGUUUAAACUCAAUCAGAACUCUACCUUGAUAAUAUAAACCAGUCUGAAACAAGGUCAAACCAGUUAAACCCAAUCUGAAACCAGUUUUAAACCAGUAUGAAGAAACCAGUCAAUUAAAACCACACUGGACUUUAAUCUCAGAAAUGUUCCGUCACUAAAAUUCAGACUUAAAUUUUAAAUUGAGAUUUUCUGUCUCUGGCCCUGAUUAAAUAAUCCCGACUUUAAUCUCAGAACUUUUUUGUUGCUUCGGUUCUGGCCUGGCGUCUCUUCCGUACUGACCCGCCUCGGUUCUGUCCUGGUUCUGGAUCUCGGUGGUUUUGGUGUCGGUGGACGGAUCUCUCCCAGAGGAGGUCUGUUAGUCUGAGAUGUGUCACAGAACAAAAUGUUUGUGUUUGUUUCCUGCUGCUGCUUUUUGGAGUUUUUCCUGAGACGAGUAAAAAAAUAAAAAUAAAAACCAGAAAAAAGGGAUUAGUGAUCCGGAUCAGAGACUGUGAGUCCAGCUCUCAUCAUCUUUUUGUACCUGAUGUAAACUCAGUUAGCACUUAGAGACCUUUCUUUCAUCACACGUUCUGCCUUGAUUUCUUUUUAUGGAGGUUGCCUUGAUUUGAGAGUAAGAGAAAUAGAGACGAUUAAAAUGCAACACUCUGUUUCAGAUUUAGAUUUACUGACAGUUACAGAAGAGAGUUUUUUUUACAUGUUUGAGGAGUUGGAUGUUUCUAUGCAUCUGAAGAAACAGGUUGAAUCCUGAGCAGAGUGUCUGGGAGCUGCACAUUCUGACAUCAGCCUCUGAAGUAUCACUGCAAUAACUGAUCGAUCAAUUAUCGGCUCACUGUUGCGUCAUUUGCUAAGCAAAGACUCUGUCACCUGCUCUGUUUUCUGUCUUUAAAAAGGACGUUGCUAAGAAGAGUUUUUGGGUUUGUUGUCGAGAACUCGGCGCUCUGCAGGAGUGGAGGGAUAUCUGAUAUCCCAGCUUCCUGUUUUGCUGUAAUUUUGAUUGAGAGAUCCUAUAUUCAUAUUGUUGAUGUUCUUUCUGGUUUCUUUGUUGGAGUCGAGCGACUUCAGCCAGCAAACUAAAUAAAAGCUUUUUCUGCUACGCUG